Penaeus indicus is the source of this 1522-nucleotide messenger RNA. RefSeq names its product hepatocyte nuclear factor 4-alpha-like. NCBI's taxonomy places the organism in Eukaryota, Metazoa, Arthropoda, Malacostraca, Decapoda, Penaeidae. The transcript is spliced from 7 exons. The coding region runs from base 579 to 1358 and encodes 259 amino acids. The record is from RefSeq and is a predicted model, not a curated record. Gene Ontology annotation, biological process: cell differentiation; regulation of transcription by RNA polymerase II; anatomical structure development. Gene Ontology annotation, molecular function: nuclear receptor activity; RNA polymerase II cis-regulatory region sequence-specific DNA binding; zinc ion binding.
CGCGGCGCCGCCGGGCCCCCUCUCGGGACUUCAACGCUGCCGUGGUGGCAGGCGGCGCGCAGGGAGUCGCCGGGGAGGGGCCCGGGAUGGAAGCCUUUGUGGUCAAUCUUUUUUCUCCCUUCGUUUGCGUUUUUUUUUUCUUUCUUUGUCACGAGCAUUUUCGAAAUACAUGCAAAAUGGGUAAACAGGAAGAUAGAGUGGGAUUUAAUGAUAUCUGAAUAUAUAAAGAGAGAGAGGAAGGAAGAGGGUCAGACAAACAAACAGGCAGACUGACAGAGUAAUAAACAUCAAAGAAUUCUUAUUUAUUGAACCAAUUCAUAACCUCGAAGGAAGCCUAGAGACAACAUGGAUUUACGAUCGAGAUAAGUUAUCGGAGAUACGACAUUCUGAGCUGAUUAAGGGGGAGAUAAAGACAGCACCUGACUGCAAAGAUGUGCCAGAAGUACUCCAGUUUGUCUUAACCUCCCGGCCGAGAUCUUCCCCGAUCAAUUCUUUUUCAUGGACUGCGGCCCUUUCCUUUGAUAACUGUGAUUUCAAGGUGUGACUGGCGCGCCCGCCCUGUCCAGUAGCAGGUCGCCAUGAGUCUCCACAGAGGCGACGUGGAGGUGGGGAUGAGUCGUGUGUCCGCGCUCAACUCCCCCUCAACCCCACCCUGCUCUGCCACCUCCCUGCUAACCCCUGCUGCACACUCGGUUAUCGUGCCUAACUCUGCCGUCCUUCAUCAACAAGGCGGGACGCCCCUAUGCACCGUUGGGAACGUGGGCGUGUCCAUCAUGGGCAGCAUGAGCGUGGGUGGUGGCGAGGCAGCGAGCGUCGUGACAGGGUCUUCGGCGGCGAGCCUGACAUGUGCCAUCUGCGGUGACAGGGCCACGGGCAAGCACUACGGCGCCCACUCGUGCGAUGGCUGCAAGGGCUUUUUCCGCCGCUCCGUCAGGAAGAAUCACACGUACAGCUGCAGGUUCAAUCGUGGAUGUACAGUCGACAAGGACAAAAGAAAUCAAUGUCGUUAUUGCAGACUGAGGAAAUGCAUAAGGGUUGGAAUGAAAAAAGAUGCUGUUCAAAACGAGCGCGACAGAAUCAGCACUCGAAGGCUCAGUUACGACGAAGGGGGAGGCGGCAGUGGCAUGGCGCUUUCCACGAUACUCAACGCCGAACAUCUUUCUCGACAGUUCUCGCCGGCGGUAGGAGAUGUGAACGUGAUGAACAAGACUGUCGCGGGCGUGAUGGACGUGUGUGAGAGCAUGAAGCAGCAGCUCCUGAUUCUGGUCGAGUGGGCCAAGUACAUUCCCUCGUUCUGCGAGCUUGUUCUUGAUGACCAGGGUCAUCGUUUCCCAUGUUUUGAAUUGCUAGUGGUAUAAAAUCAAAUGGUCAUAGGAUCCUCUCAACAGCUCGGCGGGAAUAGUAAAAGUAACAAAUAUGCUACCGAAUUGAAAAGAAAAAAAAAAUGUAAGUAAUGGUUAGGUUAAGUAAUUUCCCAAAAGAGAUUUUUGCUCUUUUUUUUAACUGUAGGAACACAGCCAUC